AUGAAUAAGACUUUGAGCCUUGACAGCUACACAGUAGGAUGGGUGUGCGCAUUGCCCGUCGAGUUGGCGGCCGCGCAGGAGAUGCUCGACGAAGAGCACAGCACCCCUCCAUACAACAACGCUCACGACACAAACAUUUACACCUGUGGACGCGUUGGCGAACACAACGUGGUUAUAUCUUGUCUGCCUGAAGGGCAGUUAGGUACUCAUUCGGCCGCGACAGUCGCUACGCAUAUGAAGUCAACUUUCUCAUCAACGCGGUUUGGCCUGAUGGUUGGUAUCGGCGGCGGUGUACCGAGUGACGAAGCAGAUGUCCGGCUUGGAGACGUGGUAGUAAGCAAACCGUACCAAACGCACGGCGGAGUAGUACAGUACGACUUUGGCAAGGCUACAAUAAACGGGUUCGAGCGCACAGGAGCGCUGAACACACCACCGAUGGUGCUACUGAACGCAGUAUCAAACCUACGGGCCAAGCACUUAAGAGGGAGGGGCAAGCUACUAGAGUAUUUGUCCAAGCUGGACAGCCUGCCCGACUUCAGCCGCAACGCUGCCGGCUUGGACAGGCUUUUCGAGGUGGAUUACGAGCAUGCCGGAAAAGGAGCCACGUGUCUGAAGUGCAGCAAAGAGCGCGAAAUUCCUCGGGAAGCACGGAGACAAGAAGUGGUUGUACACUACGGGACCAUCGCAUCAGGCAACCAGGUGAUCAAGGACGCUGCGCUGCGAGAACAGCUAAGCGAAGGCCUGGGCGGGGUGCUGUGCUUCGAGAUGGAGGCAGCAGGGCUUAUGAACAGCUUCCCGUGUCUUGUCGUGCGUGGGGUGUGUGAUUACGCAGACUCACAUAAGAACAAGAGAUGGCAGCCGUACGCAGCAGCUACGGCAGCGGCGUAUGCCAAGGAAAUUCUGUCUGUAAUACCGGCAGCUGAUGUAACAAAGGCACGCACAGCGGAGGAGAUGAUGAGAGACGCGAGCGCCACGCCGACCUACUAUAUUCCCUUCCAAGAGAACAAGAAAUUCAUUGGACGACGCGACGAGCUUGCUAUGCUGCAGCAGCGGCUGUUGGUAGAUCUGGACUGCCAGGAGAUGUCCAUAGAGGGCCUGGGCGGGACGGGCAAAACGCAGGUGGCGCUGCAAUUUGCGUAUGCCGUGAAGAAAGCACAGCCAGAGUGGUCAAUCUUCUGGGCGCCUGCGGUGAGCAUUGAGAGCUUUGAGCAGGCAUGCGCUGAGAUUGCGCGGGUGCUGCACAUCCCGCAGGCGCAAGACGGGAAAGACGACGUCAAAGAGCUGGUGAGGACAUGGCUGAGCUCGAGUCGAGUGAGCCGGUGGCUAAUGGUAGUGGACAACGCGGACGACCCAGACAUCUUCUUCGGAACGGAGCAGUCCAAGGGCAUCGUCGAUUACCUGCCAAAGAGCGAGAGGAGUGUGAUUGUGUACACCACGCGUACCCCCGGGGUGGCCGAGAAGACUCGUGGUGAUGUCAUAAGGCUAGAAGCCAUGGGCCUGCAAGACGCACGAGAGCUUCUCACCAAGUCACUGGCCAUGAGAAAUCUUCUUGGUGAAAAUCCAGCGUCAACCAAACUAGUGGACGAACUACUAGACGAGCUGAUGUGCCUGCCGCUAGCAAUCGCGCAGGCAGCCGCCUAUCUAAACAGGAACCGUAUGCCCAUCACCAAGUACCUGCAGCUACUUCGCAGCACAGAGCAGGAUCUUGUUAGUGUCAUGAGCAGAGAAUUUCACGAUGACACGAGGUACAGGAACUCAGCAAACGCAGUGGCGACAACUUGGAUCGUGUCGUUCAACCUGAUCCGCAAGCAGAAUACUUUGGCGGCAAGCCUGCUACAGUUCAUGGCGUGCGUAGAGUGGAAGGCCAUCCCGCCAUCGUUACUGCCGAGGGUGCAAUCAGAAGCUCAAAUGGAAGAGGCCAUCGGUACGCUCUGCGGAUACUCGUUCUUGAUUGAUUGA
Molecule: messenger RNA, 1959 nt
Organism: Ascochyta rabiei
Lineage: Eukaryota; Fungi; Ascomycota; Dothideomycetes; Pleosporales; Didymellaceae
Exons: 2
Coding region: 1-1959 (652 amino acids)
Biological process (GO): nucleoside metabolic process
Molecular function (GO): ADP binding; catalytic activity
Source: RefSeq, a predicted model, not a curated record